AUGGGUCCAAUCUGUUGGGGGGAGAAUAAAGGGAAUAUAUGUGGUGCUGCAGAUAGAUUCUCACUUUAUAGACCAUGUGUCGCAAGUCUAGUUCCAAAUUCUCGUUCAUCUAGAGGUUGCACCAAUGUCUUGUCUCAGCACUCUAACAAGAUAGUUGCACUGGUAGCAGCGGUUGAGGAGCAACCUCCUUCUCUCCCUCUUCUUCCCCUCUCUCUUGCAUUCAGCCUCCCUCUCUCCCUCUUCCAUAAUCAGUUGACGACGGCCGCCUCUGCCAAACAAACCAAUCGCUCCUCCUAUGUGCCAGUCAAACGAACCGCGCGACCGCCUCCGACAAACGAAUCGCUCCUCUGCUCGCUGCGGGCCUGCGACCGCCUCUGCUUCCGUGGCCGUUCGUCGCUCUCGCCUCUCUGUUCGCCGCAACUCUCCAAAUCGCGUUGCUACUUUGUUCAAAAGGUGUUUGAUUUUAUGUCUAUAAUCGCUCCUCCUAUGAGCCAGUCAAACGAACCGCGCGAUCGCCUCCGACAAACGAAUCGCUCCUCUGCUCGCUGCGGGCCUGCGACCGCCUCUGCCUCCGUGGCCGUUCGUCGCUCUCGCCUCUCUGUUCGCUGCAACUCUCCAGACCGCAUGAAGAAGAGUAAAAGAAUUGAUUCUUUUUUCAAGAGGAAAUUUUGUGACGGUGAAAGAGAUGAAGAAAUUAUAACUUCUACAUCUGAAACUAUCUCUGACAAUCCAAGAAUUGAAGAAAAUAAUAUUCGUCUUUCCAAGGUUCCUAGAGUUUUCGAAGAUGACUUUGAGAAAUGUUUAGAACGUGAUCCCGGAAAGCGCCCUCAAAUUUGGCAAUAUCCACCAAAUAAAUUGGAUGCAAUACGAAGAGCGUAUCUAAAAUUUGGUCCUUAUCAAAUAAAUUUAAAAGAAUAUCCUUUAUCUGGCAAUGAGGUUCAUCCAAGACGGUUUCAAUAUGCAUGGUUUAACAUAUUUUCUUCAUGGCUAGAAUAUUCACCUUCUAAAGAUGCUGCAUAUUGUUUACCAUGCUAUCUAUUUAGCAAAAGACCAACUGGACGUCCUGGAUCAGAUGUCUUCAUUGGUACAGGUUUUAGAAAUUGGAAGAAAAGGAAAUUUUGUGACGGUGAAAGAAAUGAAGAAAUUAUAACUUCUACAUCUGAAACUAUCUCUGACAAUCCAAGAAUUGAAGAAAAUAAUAUUCGUCUUUCCAAGGUUCCUAGAGUUUUCAAAGAUGACUUUGAGAAAUGUUUAGAACGUGAUCCCAGAAAGCGCCCUCAAAUUUGGCAAUAUCCACCAAAUAAAUUGGAUGCAAUACGAAGAGCGUAUCUAAAAUUUGGUCCUUAUCAAAUAAAUUUAACAGAAUAUCCUUUAUCUGGAAAUGAGGUUCAUCCAAGACGGUUUCAAUAUGCUUGGUUUAACAUAUUUUCUUCAUGGCUAGAAUAUUCACCUUCUAAAGAUGCUGCAUAUUGUUUACCAUGCUAUCUAUUUAGCAAAAGACCAACUGGACGUCCUGGAUCAGAUGUCUUCAUUGGUACAGGUUUUAGAAAUUGGAAGAAAGUUAAAAAUGGAAAAUUUUGCGCUUUUCUCAAACACAUAGGGAUGGAUCCUUGCUCAUCACACAACAAUGCAAUGAAAUGUCUUCAAUUGAUAAAACUCUUGGCAACUUACAAUGAUGAAGUUGCGAAAGUUGUGUUGGAAAAUGCUCCAUAUAAUUCUAAAUAUACUUCACAUCAAAUUCAAAAAGAGCUUUUGCAUAUUCUUUCUAGUAGGGUGAGAAAACAUAUAUGUGAAGAAAUUGGUGAUUCCAAAUUUUGCAUCGUUGUAGAUGAAGCUCGUGAUGAAUCAAAAAGGGAACAAAUGUCUCUUGUGUUAAGAUUUGUUGAAAAAGUUGGUUUAAUACAAGAGCGAUUUUUUUUUGUUGCACAUGUUAAAGACACUACAGCUUUAACUCUGAAAGAAAAAGUAUGUGAUAUACUUUCUCGACAUAAUCUUGAUGUUUCUAACAUGCGUGGUCAAGGGUAUGAUGGUGCUAGUAAUAUGAGAGGAGAAUGGAACGGUUUACAAGCACUGUUUAUGAAAGAUUGUCCUUACGCAUACUAUGUCCAUUGUUUUGCUCAUCGAUUGCAACUUGCUUUGGUUAGUGCAUCAAGAGAAAUUGUUCCAAUUCAUAAAUUUUUUGAGAAGCUCACUUUUGUUGUUAAUGUUGUUUGUUCUUCUACUAAGCGUCAUGAUGAGUUACAAGCUGCUCAAUUAGAGGAAAUUGCACAUUUGCUAGAAAUUGAUGAGAUUGUAACUGGUAAAGGUAUAAAUCAAAUUGGUACUUUGAAACGAGCUGGGGAUACUCGCUGGGGAUCACAUUUCUCUUCUAUUUGUAGCUUGAUAAAUAUGUAUGAGGCAACUUGUAUUGUUUUAAAAAAAAUUACAAAUGAAAGAGCAAGUUAUUCUACACGUGGGGAUGCUGAUAGUGCUUAUAAUUAUUUGAAGGCGUUUGAUUUUAUAUUUAUCUUGCAUUUGAUGAAAAAAAUUAUGGGGAUAACUGAUAUACUUUGUCAAGCCUUACAACAACAAUCUCAGGAUAUAGUUAAUGCCAUGUGUUUGGUUGGAACAACAAAGUAUCUUAUUCAAGUAUUGAGAGAAGAUGGUUGGGAUGCAUUAUUUACUGAAGUGAAGAACUUUUGUGAAAAACAUGAUAUUGAAAUUCCUGAUCUCAACGAUGUUCAUUCAACAACAAAAUUUGGACGAUCUCGUCUUCAACAAGGUCAGGUUACAAUAGAGCAUUAUUUUAGAGUUGAAAUAUUUUUUACUGCCAUUGAUCAACAAUUACAAGAGUUGAAUAACAGAUUUAGUGAACAAGCAAUAGAUUUGUUAACUCUAAGUUGUGCUUUGACUCCUAAGGAUAAUUAUAAAUCUUUUAACAUUGAAAAAAUUUGCACUCUAGUUGAAAAAUAUUACCCUGUGGAUUUCAACAUGCAAGAGAAGAUUAAUUUGAAAUUUCAACUCCAACAUUUCUUAAUUGAUGCUCGUCAAGAUUUAAAUUUGAAGAAUUUAUCAACUAUCCAAGAAUUGU
Messenger RNA from Cicer arietinum (chickpea), 3070 nucleotides. NCBI's taxonomy places the organism in Eukaryota, Viridiplantae, Streptophyta, Magnoliopsida, Fabales, Fabaceae. The record is from RefSeq and is a predicted model, not a curated record.